Molecule: messenger RNA, 3308 nt
Organism: Humulus lupulus (European hop)
Lineage: Eukaryota; Viridiplantae; Streptophyta; Magnoliopsida; Rosales; Cannabaceae
Product: protein argonaute 16
Exons: 24
Coding region: 256-2976 (906 amino acids)
Biological process (GO): regulatory ncRNA-mediated post-transcriptional gene silencing
Cellular component (GO): cytoplasm
Molecular function (GO): RNA binding; protein binding
Source: RefSeq, a predicted model, not a curated record
UUCCCUCCAGCCUCUCCCCUUCCUUAUUCAAAGUCUCUCCUUCGUCUCUCUCAUUCCAUUCCAUCUUUCACUGUUUGUUAUCUAUCUUUCUCUCUCUCUUCUCUAGUCUCAGCCCGUGGAGAAGAGGACCAAGAAAGAAAGCUUCUUUCUUUGACAAGCAACUGGGGUACUACUUUCGGUGAGGAAAAAGAAAGUCUUCGAGGGCAGCUGCUUUCGUGGUUGGAGUCUUUUUUAGGUUAGCUUGGUUUGGCUAAGAUGGAAAAUAUGAAGGGUGCUAAGGAAGAAGGUGGACUCCCACCUUUACCCCCGCCUCCUCCAGUGGUACCGGAAAAUGUGAAGCCGGAACUUGCCGUCACUCCAAAGUAUUCUAUAAUGAGCAGAAAAGGAAUUGGACGUGCUGGGCGCCGCACACCUUUACUGGCAAAUCAUUUCAAUGUUUCCCUUAAAGUCCCAGAUGCAGUAUUUUACCAGUAUAGUGUAUCUAUUACUUCAGAAGAUGGUAAAGAAGUCAACCUUAAAGGAAUUGGAAGAAAAAUUAUUGAUAGGCUGUACCAAACUUACUCUUCAGAAUUUUCUGGCAAAAGGUUUGCAUAUGAUGGAGAGAGAAGUCUUUACACAGUAGGUCCUCUGCCACAAAUCAAGUUUGAGUUCACUGUUGUCCUGGAGGAGUCAUUUGCAAAGCAGGAAAAUGGGAGUCCUGGUGGCAGGGGGAGUCCCAAUGAAAGAGGUAAACGGUCUAAGCGUUCAUUUCACUCAAAGACUUUCAAGGUAGAGUUAAGUUAUGCUGCCAAAGUACCUUUGAGGUCGGUUGCUCUUGCUCUUAAAGGAGCUGAUGCAGAUAACAGCACUCAGGAUGCAUUGAGAGUGCUUGAUAUCAUCCUUAGGCAGCAAGCUGCUAACAGGGGAUGCCUUUUGGUGAGGCAAUCAUUCUUUCAUGAUGACUCACAGAACUUCACUGAUGUCGGAGGAGGUGUAAUUGGUGUUCGAGGGUUUCAUGCCAGCUUUCGCCCGACUCAGAAUGGCUUGUCUCUUAAUAUGGAUGUGUCCACAACCAUGAUUUUGAGACCUGGAUCUGUUACUGAUUUUCUGAUAGCUAAUCAGGGCGUACAAAGUAUUCGUCAAAUUGAUUGGGGGAAGGCUAAGCGAAUGCUUAAAAAUCUGAGGAUUAAAACAAGACACCGCAACAUGGAGUUUAAAAUCAUAGGUGUGAGUGACAAGCCAUGCCGUCAGCUAUUUUUCCCCAUGAAAGUGAAAAAUGGUGAUCAUUCAAAUGGGGAACAGACUGAAGAUAUAUCUGUUUACGAUUAUUUUACAAGACAUUGUGGUAUAGAACUUGGUGAUUCUGCUUACCUGCCAUGCCUUAUUGUUGGCAGGCCAAAAAAGCCCAACUAUCUACCUCUUGAGUUGUGUUCACUUGUUUCGCUUCAACGGUAUACAAAAGCAUUAUCCUCUGGACAGAGGGCAUCGUUGGUUGAAAAAUCUCGACAAAAGCCUCAGGAAAAGAUGAAGAUUGUAGUUGAUGCAGUAAGAAAUUACCGAUAUGAUAGUGACCCGUUGCUGGCUGACUGCGGCAUCUCUAUAGAGAGGCAAUUUUCUCAAGUUGAAGGUCGCAUCCUUGAGCCCCCGAAGUUGAAGUUUGGUAAUGAUGGUGGCUUUGCCCCCUCUAAUGGGAGAUGGAACUUUAACAAUAAGACGGUUUUGAGGCCAAUUAGCAUUAGCCGUUGGGUUGUUGUCAACUUCUCUGCACGGUGUGAUAUGAGCAAAAUUUCAAGGGAUCUUAUUAGCUGUGGAAGGAAGAAAGGAAUUCAAAUUGAUGGGCCACAUACAUUAAUUGAUGAAGAUCAUCUAUCUCGGAGAGGAUCCCCUGUUACAAGGGUUGAAAAGAUGUUUGAUCUGAUUAGAGAUAAGGUUCCAGGCCCACCUGAGUUUAUCCUUUGCCUCUUGUCAGAGAGAAAAAAUUCUGAGAUCUAUGGGCCAUGGAAGAAAAAAUGCCUAAGUGACUUUGGUAUUGUCACCCAGUGCAUUGCUCCAUUUAAGGUCAAUGAUCAGUACCUAACCAAUGUUCUCCUGAAAAUCAAUACAAAGCUUGGAGGGAUUAACUCUUUGUUGGCAAUUGAAGAACCUUCACGAGUUCCUGUCAUAAAAGAUAAUCCCACAAUGAUUUUGGGAAUGGAUGUCUCUCAUGGGUCUCCUGGCCGCUCAGAUCUUCCUUCCAUAGCUGCGGUUGUUAGUUCUCGAAGUUGGCCAUGUAUUUCAAGGUAUAGAGCAUCAGUAAAAACACAGUCGCCUAAAGUCGAGAUGAUCGAUGGUCUAUACAAGCCGUUGGAAAAUGGAAAGGAUGAUGGAAUCAUCAGGGAGCUGCUUAUGGACUUCUAUCAAACAAGCAAUGGACGGAAACCCAAUCAGAUAAUUAUCUUCAGGGAUGGAGUGAGUGAAUCACAAUUCAAUCAAGUCUUGAACAUUGAGUUGGAUCAAAUCAUAAAGGCGUAUCAACAUCUAGGGGAGGAAAACAUUCCCAAGUUUACUGUGAUUGUGGCUCAGAAAAAUCAUCACACAAAGUUAUUUCAAGCUGGCGGUGCCAACAAUAAUGUCCCACCAGGGACUAUCGUGGACACUGGAAUUGUGCACCCAAGGAACUAUGAUUUCUAUCUGUGCUCUCAUGCUGGGAUGAUUGGAACUUCUAGGCCAGCACACUAUCAUGUCCUAGUUGAUGAAAUUGAUUUCUCUCCUGAUGACUUACAAAACCUUAUCCAUUCCUUAUCUUACGUGUACCAAAGGAGCACAACUGCAAUUUCAAUUGUUGCUCCAAUAUGUUAUGCCCAUCUUGCUGCAUAUCAAAUGGGUCAGUUCAUCAAGUUUGAGGAUUUAUCAGAUACUUCUUCAGGACAGAAAACUGUUACUUCUUCGGGUAUUAUUCCUGUUCCAGAUCUCCCUAAGUUGCAUGACAAUGUUAAGGGCUCUAUGUUCUUUUGCUGAGGUGCUGUGGAUAGCUUUUGGCGGACAUAUUUUGACUUUCUUUUUGACACUGAAGAAAAGGUCUUUGAAAACGUACAUAUUACAUAGACGGGGAAAACGACAGAUGGGUUCUUUAGGUGAGUAGUGAAAUAGGAAAUACUCGAAAUAAUAGUUUAGUUUAGUUGAGUUGUGGACUCUUUGAGAUGCACAGUGCUUUCAACAAAUAGUUAGCUUUAUGUUUAGGAAUUGAGUUAUCUGAACAAUCGGUUACCCAAGAAAAGUUUUAACCAUAUAUAUGUAUUGGAAUUUUGCGAUUGCUUAAAUCUGAGGGUAUGUGUAUGGCAUUGUCACUA